This is a messenger RNA of Tribolium castaneum (red flour beetle), 7645 nucleotides long. Its product is annotated as remodeling and spacing factor 1. Gene Ontology annotation, biological process: negative regulation of DNA-templated transcription. The coding region runs from base 216 to 7202 and encodes 2328 amino acids. NCBI's taxonomy places the organism in Eukaryota, Metazoa, Arthropoda, Insecta, Coleoptera, Tenebrionidae. Gene Ontology annotation, molecular function: histone binding. The record is from RefSeq and is a predicted model, not a curated record. The transcript is spliced from 8 exons. Gene Ontology annotation, cellular component: RSF complex; chromatin.
CCCCAGCCGCGAGUUAUCGACGCCUGCUCGACUGUUGUGUAUCGUCGGUGCAAAAACGUAUUAAAUGUCGGGGUUGUGCCCCAAAAUCGGGCCGUGCCCCCUUGUGUGAGUGUCCCCCUGGUGGUGCGCCCCCCAAAAACAUGCAAUUUCGUGUCUUGGUGGUGUUUUGUGCCGUUCGUUUCAACGCCUUCUUCUGUCAAACGUAGCGGCUGCAAAUGGCGUCAGAUAAUGAAGCUACUUGUGAAAGUGAUCCGAAUUUCGCCGUUAUUUGCGCUUUUAUGGAGAAAUUCGGGACAACAUGCGGCCUCCAGAGCAUCGACUUCCUGCUACUGCAAGAGAUGCUCGAAAACACGCAAGAAGUACCUCAAGAACUGAUCGACCUCCACAUCAAGCUCCUCCGAAAAUCACGCAAAAGCGUCUCAAACGAGCGUUGGGAGCGAGCUAUCAUAAAAUUUUGUCACACAUUUUGUUCACAAGAUGCGUGGGAAAUCGAACGUUUCGGCUACAAAAAAGCUCGUCUAUCUUCAAAAAUACGAGUCCUUAAAGAACUCCUCGAAAUGCAAUUCGAUUACAACACGCGUUUCAAGGCCGAAAUCAACAAAAUGUCGGCUGAAGAACUGCGCUCUCAGCCAUUGGGCAAGGACAAACAAGGCCACGCCUACUGGUACCAGGACGACAUCAACUGUCAAAUCCGCGUGUAUAAGGAAGAUCCCGACGAAGAAACGUGGACUUUGGUUGCUAAAGAUAGGGAGGGGCUAGUGGCGCUGAUGAACGAAUUGAGUGACGGCGAUUCGAAGAUCAGUUCGGAAUCAGCGAUCAAUGAAGAAGAUAGCAAUAGUUUAGCCGAGAAACCUAUAAUUGACACAGGUCAAGUCGAUUCUUCUUCUUCCGAAUCGAAGAAACUGUCCGGCGAUUCGGAGAAUUCGAACGAAUCGAAAGAAAACAUAUCACAGGAGGAGGAAGAAGAAGAAGAAAGUGCGAAGCGUCGACGCGAAAGCGAUGAAGAAAAUGGAGAAGCGAAGAAAGCGAAAUUGGGCGAAAGUCCAAUCGUGGGUGAAGAAAUUGAAGAAGAAGUGAUGAUUUUCGCGGGUGAGGGUUCGGGUCGCGAGUGUGAGACUGGAAAUGAAGAAAAACCGUCGACUAGUGAUAAGAAAGACGCUAAAAGUGAUAGUGAUUUCGUCAGUAUUAACGAUUCGAAGAAUUGUGUAAAAAAUUCUCCUCCUCAACAAUACAAAUUAGGUACAAUUAUCGACACGAAGACUGACAAUAAAUUUUUUAAUACGGUUAGAAGUCCGACGAAGAAAUCGCGCUGGGAUGUCGAAACGAUCAUCGCAAAAGUUGAAGAAACACCACCGAAGAAACCGAUGUUUUUUUUCGGUCCUGGAUGUCUUCAAUUCAAGCCGGCGGCGACGGUUGGCUUCGGACAAAAAGUGCCUCAGGAGAAGAAAAAUGAAGAUCUGGACGUGUUGCCAACGAACGCCAAAGGAGAUAUUGGCUAUAGGAUAGAAAAUGAAGAUACAACACCAAAACAUGACAAUGAAGAUACUGUUGAACCAGUGCCUGUAGUUGAAGAAACCUGCAUCAAAAAACACGCGUACAUCUGCGGUGAAGAAGAAGAUACCAAAGUUGAAGACGAAAAAAAAUCAAAUGUUUUAAUCACGGAAGAUGAAGAAAACAAACUAGUUGAAGAAUCUAAUAAAGAGAUUGAAAAACCAAAAGAAAAUGACCCAAUUAUUGAAGAACCAAAACCGCUUAACGAAGAAAUCGUCAAAACUGUUGAAGAAGAAGAAAUCAAAAGUGAAGAAAGUGUCAAAAUCGUGGAACAAACAAACGUGCGUAACGAAGAAAGUGUCAAAACUAGUGAAGAAGAAGAAACCAAAAGUAUAGGUGAAGAACCAAAACUGCUAAACGAAGAAAUUAUUAAAACUGUAGAAAAAGACGAAAUUAUAAGUGCAGGUGGUGAAGAAUCACCAGUUCCUAAAGAAGAAAGUUUAAAACGUACUAAAAUUGAAAAUGAAGAAAGUGUGAUUGUGACAGAACUUUCGGAGCAAAAACGUGAAGAUAUUUGUACGACGCCACACGAUGAAGAAAUAAUUGAAGCAAAAUCUUCAGAAUUAGAUAAAGAUACGAACCAGCGAACUGAACAAAUAAUUGAAGAAAGUGUGGUUAAAGAAAUAAUUGAUACAAAACCUUCAACAGUUGAUGAAGAGACCAUAAAUCAAUUGACUGAAGAAAGUCUGGUUAAGCCACAAAGUGAAGAAAUAAUUGCAAAACCUCCAAAAAUUGAUAAAGAAGAGAGCUUGAUUGAAGAUACAGACAAAAAAAUAAUUGAAGAAAGUGCGAAUAAGCCAAAAUGUGAAGAAAUUAUUGAAGCAAAACCAUUAAAAAUUGAUGAAGAAAGCAUGGUUAAGGCAGAAAUGAUGGAAGUUGGUGAUGACAAAGUUUUAAAAAAUGAAGAUUCGAAGAUUGAAGAAAAGCUCGAGUCAAAAACCGUAAACAGCGAAGAAACUAAUGAAGAAAAAAUUGGAGUUAGUUUAGAAAAUGUGAAGAACGAUGAAAAGGCGGUAUUAAACGAAGAAGUUUUGAAAGAAGAAAAGGUUCCAAUGGUUGAAGAACCAUCAGAACCAGUAUUAAAAGAAGAAAUUUCUUCAGUGGUUGAAGAACCAUCAAAGCAGACGGAAGAAAAGGUUGCGGUGGUUGAACCAUUAAAGUCGGAAUUGAAAGAAGAAAAUUCUUCCGUGGUUGAAGAAACACCAAAGCCGUCAUUGAAAGAAGUAAAUGCUUCGUUGGUUGAAGAACCACAGAGGUCGGAAUUAAAGGAAGAAAAGGUUUUGGUGGUUGAAGAAACUAAACCAGAAUUAAAAGAAGAAAGUGCUUCCAUUGUUGAAGAACUACCAAAAACAGAAUUAAAAGAAGAAAAUUCUUUAAGUAUUGACAAAGCACAAAAGCCGGAAUUAAAGGAAGAAAGUCCUUCCGUGGUUGAAGAAAUACCAAAACAGAAAGAAGAAAUUGUUUCGUUGGUUGAAGAACCUAAACCAGAAUUAAAAGAAGAAAAGCCUUCCGUGGCUAAAGAACCAUUGAAGCAGAAAGAAGAAAAGGUUCCGUUGGUUGAAGAACCAUUGAAGCAGAAAGAAGAAAAGGUUCCGUUGGUUGAAGAACCACAAAAGUCGGAAUCAAACGAUGAAAAUGUGGUGGUUGAAGCACUUAAACCACCAGAAUCAAAGGAAGAAAAUACUUCCGUCAUUGAAGAACCACCAAAGCAGGAAGCAAAAGAAGAAAAUACUUUGGUGGAAGAAUCAGAAAAGCCAGAAAUUGCAGUAGAAAAUGCCUCGAAACCCGAAUUGAAAGAAGAACAAAAUGAAGAAAAAGAGCAAAAAGCGAACAAUAAACGCGGUCGCAAGAACAAUUCAUCUGAAGCAACCCCUGAAGACGAGAAGAAACCUCGAAUAACACGCCGUUCGACCCGUUCUUCAAAAAACGGCGAAAAACAAAGCGAAACUAUUGAAGAACUACAAGCACCGACACGACGUGGACGUCCACGUCUUUCUCAAAAGGACGAAAACGGGAAGAAAAUGAAGAUGUCUGAAGAAAUUCGGGAAGAAAGUGAAGAUUUGAAGCAAGCUUCGGCGGCUUCUUCACCGAUUGCACCUGAAACUGUAAUAGUGGAGAGUAGUAACAGCAGUGAUAUUGUGGAAAUACAAGAUAAAGACCCCUUGGGGGAAGAAAAACCUGAAGAAACCGAAGAAAAACCUGAAGCGACCGAAGAAAAACCUGAAGAAACUAAGGAAAAACCCAUGUCUUUGGCGAAUUUUUCGUUAGAUUUUACAGAAUCAACUGAAUCACCACCUGUGACUCGAAGCGGUCUGCGAAAACGUGGUCGUGAAAGUCCGCAAAAUGCUGAAGAAAUUGAAGAAACGUCCGGAAAACGGAUGAAAAUGAAAGCGAAACGCGCCGUCGAUGUGAAGUUACGCAAAAGUAUCGAAGAACAGAAAAAAGCUGAAUUGGUUAGUAGCGACGAUGACAAUAAAAAUGAAGAAAAAACGAAGAAACCGCCCAAAAAAAGCGACGAAGAAACCAAGAAAGAAAAAACCAAGAACAAAAAUAAGAGGCUCUUGUCGAAUUUGGGCAUUGAUCCUGAGCGGGCCUUGGAAAUUGAAGAAAAUCAAACGAUUGGUGUACGACAAUCGCGCCGAAUCGCCCAAUUGAAGAUUAAAGAAGAAGCGGAACGAAGAAAAUUGGAGGAAGAAAUGGUACAUGAAACUCACAAAAAGAAGAAAUCGAAGAAACACGAAGAUAAGGACUACAAAGUCGAAAAGAAGAAAUUGAAGAACGAAGUUGAUGAUGAAGAUCAGGAGGAAGAUAGCGCCGAUUCGAAGAAAAAGAAGAAGAAGAAAAAGAAGCAUCGUAAAUUGUUCGACGAAUUUAAUCCAUGGCGUUCGAGCAGCGAUUCAAGUUCGUCGGAAGAAGAAGAAGAGGAGGAAAUCGCUGAAGAGGAAGAAGAAGAAUUGCAAUAUGUUUCAGAUCAUGAGUUUUCGCCCGAAAGUGAUCUGGAAGGCGAUGGUGAAGCACAGCCGCUGAAGAGGGCGCGGACAGCUCGCAAAGAAUCGGACGUCGAAGAAGUAGAUGAUUGUCCUUGUCAAAAAUGUGGCAAGUCAGAUCAUCCUGAAUGGAUUUUAUUGUGUGACAGUUGUGACAACGGUUGGCAUUGUUCUUGCUUAAGACCGCCCCUUUUAGUAAUACCUGAAGGUGAUUGGUUCUGUCCGCCAUGUCAGCAUGCUUCACUUAUCAGUAAACUACAAGAAAAACUCAAAGAAUACGAUAAGAAAUUGAAUAAGAAAGAAAUUGAAGAUCGAAGAAAACAAAGAUUGGCUUAUGUUGGCAUAAGUUUAAACAGUGUACUGCCAACUAAAGACACGGAAAAUAUCAAGAAGCGUCGUUUGAGUAUUGAAGAUGAGGAAGAAGAAGAUGAUGAAGAUGACGAUGAAGAAGAAGAAAACGAUGAAGAUGCUGAAGUUGGUGAUGAAGAAGACGAAAAUUCUUCGAGUGAAGAAUCAGAAUCGGGAGAAACCGAAUCCAGGACUGGAAGUGAAUCAGAUGAGCCCAUUUAUCAACUAAGACAACGAAGACAAGCACACAGUUACCGCUUUAAUGAUUACGACGAAUUGAUCAAUUCUGCAAUUCAAGACGAAAUGGAAGCUGUCAAAGGUGCAGGAAAUCAAGGACGUGGUAAAGACAUCGCCACAAUUGUCAAUGCGGAAAAAGAAGAAAUGAAGAAUGAAGAAAUCGAACCCUUACCACCGGUCGUCCCCGUCAAUGAUAAAGACAGGGACGCAAAACCGGUCUUUUCCGAAGAUGAAGCAAUCCAAUCUUCACGUAAGAAAAUCAUCGGACGGAAGAAACACCGAAAAUUGAACUCGUUAGAUAUCAGUAGUGAAGAUGAAGAUUCCGAUGAAGAUUUCAAAGGAACGAGUUCCGAGUCCGACGAUGAUUUCGACGAAGAUUUAGGAAGUGAAGAUAGUGAAGAUCUGUCCACUGCUCGAAAUCGGCGACGUGGCGAAGUUAUCCGACGAUCAACACGUGCCAGGACGUCACGUUACGACGCCGAUUUCAUCGAUGACGGUGACAGUGAAAGUGAAGAAGAAGCACCGCGAAGAAAGAAGAAACGAUCGAUUUGGGAAGAAUCCGAAUCGGAAGAAAGCGAUCGAUCGUGGGGUCGAAGACGUAAGAAACCGGCGAAGAAAACUACAACUUCUUCGACGACAAAAAAGAAAUCGAAAAAGAAGAAAAAGGAAGAUUCCGACGUCGAAGUGUACAAGAAGAAGAAACCGAAGAUUAAGUUUAACGACGAAGGGCCGGGACGUCGAACACGAGGGAAGAAAAUUAACUACGUGGACGCCUUGGGUUCCGACAGUGACGAAGAUCGGGUGAAGAGACCGCCGCCUCGGAUCGAAAGUGAGGAAGAAUACGUCGCGAGCGAAGCGAGCGACGAUGAAGAAACAGUGAAAAAACCCGAAAAAGUGCAAAUCCAGUCGUAUACCGACGCUCGCUUCACGCAGAUUCUUCCCGAACCGAAGAACAUUCUUCAGGAAGAUGGCGAAACCGAGCUGAAUCCCAUCGACCAAAUCAAUCGGAACGUGGAAAUGAUGGACGAAAACCAAAUGGAGAAGAUGAUGGAAGAAGAAGAAUACGCUAAUAAACAGUUACAACUGGUCGCCCAACAAUUGGAGAAAGAAAAACGAAGAAAAGAACGCGAAGCGAAGAAAGAAUUUCUUCAAGAACCGCUCGUUGGCAAUGUUAUUGUCAAUUCGGAGAAUAACGACGAACUGUCGGAACCGCCAGGCGUUUCGCUGCCGCUGUUCGCCGACUUGGGCGAAGACGAGGCGAAGAAACGAAGACAAGGGAAGAAUAAGAAGAGUUUGGAGGAGACGGUGGCGAAUUUGGGGAAGGAGAGUAAUAUUGAGAUUGCAGCGCCGCCUCAGCCGUUUUCCCAAAGUCAGCCAACGCCCUCUGUGAUCACGCGGAUGUUGCAGAGCAAGCCUGGCCAACCGGGAUAUCCCAUUGGGGCGAUACGGCCCAAGCAGUUCGCGGCGAUGCCUGAGGACGACCCACAUUUUGCCCAAGGGGUUCGUCCACAACUCUCAACCCCUUACCGUUUCAAUCAUUACCCCCCUCGCAACCCCCCGCCUCCACUCCGCGCCCCUCUCCCCCCUCAACUCUACCACGCGCACCGCCCCCUCGACCCGUCCCCCUCCGGGGGCGGCACCAUCACAAUGUCCGACCACUCCCCCGCUCGUGUCGUAUCGCCGGCGGCGGGCAGUCCCGGUAAUAAAACCGAAACGCCACCUCCGCCCUACUCCCGCCCCCCGGUGCCGCCUCCAGUGGGGCGGUUCCCGCCGCGCCACAUGCAAAUGGUACCGCCACACCUCCAAACAACGAGGCCCAACCUCUCGCCCUACCAUCCGCCAGCGUACCAUUACGGCCAGUUUGGGGGGCAGGAGGACGCCGCCACCGCCACCGCUCCCGCACCCCCCACAUUGGGGGUGUACCAAAAUGCGCCCUAUCCGCCUGAAACGACCUUCGAAGGCGUGAAUCAUCCGGGGGAGAACAGUAACAGUAAGACGUUUGACGAGGAGGGAGGGGGGGAGUUCGGGGGGCUAGUGUCGUAUUUUUCGAGUCAAAGGGAGGAUGAUUUGGAGUCGUAAUAUGGACCAAACAGUGGGGUUUUAUAUCAGUUUUUUUAAGAAGUAAGGAAUUAAAUUAUAUUUAUAAAAUGUGUACAGAAAUUAGUUCUAAUUUUUAUAUAAUUAAAAUAGUUGUGUAUAUACUUGUACAUAAUUAUAUCCGACUAGAGAGAUUUAAACAAUAACGCUAGUAUUACUAUUAUUAUUACUUAUGUAAAGAAUGGGUGUUUUAAUGUGAUGUGUAUAUUCCUUAUUACAUAAUGUAAAAAGUAACAAGUUUAUUGCAUUUUUGCAUAAAAAAGCUUAUUUUGUGCAAAUUGUAGGUUAUGUCACACUCGAAUUUAUUUAUAAAGAAAAUGAAGCGGUUUCGUUACUCUUUUUUUUUUGGUAAUUUCAUGGGUAGCUUUUACAGAGUUGUUUAUUGUUUGUAUCAAGAACUGACAGUACACUAUUAUGGUUCUAAA